CAACAAGGCCACACUCCCAAAAUCCCCCCAAAUUCCAAAUUCUAGGGUUUCCAAUUCUCUCUGUUUUUCGCCCAAAACGAUGUCUUCGUCAUCUUCGUCCUCCAACAAGAAGGUCGUCGUCCUGAAAAGCUCCGACGGCGAGAUUUACGAGGUGGAUGAGGCGGUGGCGCUCCAGUCGGAGACCAUCAAGCACUUGAUCGAAGACGGCUGCGCCGGCAGCUGCGUCCCUUUACACAACGUUGAGUCGAAGGUACUCGCCAAGGUCAUCGAGUACUGCAAAAGCCACGUGAACGACGCCGCCAAGUCAGCGGAGGAUACCUGGCUCGACCGAUCGGGGGACACGAGCCGCUCGGAAUUCGACAAGACCUUCAUCGACGUGGAGGAUCAAAAGAUGCUUUUCGACCUCAUCCUGGCUGCAAACUACUUGAACAUUCAGAAACUCAUGGACCUGACGUGUCAAACUGUGGCUGACAUGAUGAAAGGCAAGACACCCGAGCAAAUUCGGGCAAAGUUCCAUAUUGUGAACGACUACACUCCGGAGGAAGAAGCUGCGGUUAGAGCAGAAAACGCUUGGGCUUUCGAGUGAUAUUCAUGCAUAUUUUGGGUUUUUGUUAGUGACUCAUGUUCAUAGCCCCUUUUGAUUGAUUUGUCUAGUUUAUGCUUUUUUUUCCUCUGUUUCUUGAACUUAUGUUUAUUUUGCAUGAAUGAGAAGUGCAAGACUUGGUUUAAUUUUUAUUCUAGUAAAUUAUUGAUUNUGAUUU
Striga asiatica is the source of this 761-nucleotide messenger RNA. The record is from the annotation of a GenBank genome assembly. NCBI's taxonomy places the organism in Eukaryota, Viridiplantae, Streptophyta, Magnoliopsida, Lamiales, Orobanchaceae.